This is a messenger RNA of Pristis pectinata (smalltooth sawfish), 2820 nucleotides long. Its product is annotated as spermatogenesis-associated protein 48. The record is from RefSeq and is a predicted model, not a curated record. The coding region runs from base 1492 to 2820 and encodes 442 amino acids. Lineage: Eukaryota; Metazoa; Chordata; Chondrichthyes; Rhinopristiformes; Pristidae. The transcript is spliced from 10 exons.
GUUGAGAGAUUGGGAGGUGUUGAUCUUCAAAGGGAUCUGGGUAUAAUUGCAGGUGCAGCAAGCAAUUUGGAAUGCAAACAGUAUGUUGGUGUUUAUUACUAGAGUAUUUGAGUACAAAAGUAAAAGUUUCUUACAACAAUUACAUGCAACCUUAGAGACCACAACCAGAGCUUUGCAUACAAUGUUUUUUCCAGAUUUUUUUUAAAUAUACAAAAAAGUAUACACUAGCUUGGGAGAAACAAUUAACCAGACUGACAAUGAUUCAGUAGAUUGAUUGCUGGAUUAAUAGAUCUAUUAUGAAGAGGAGAUUGAAUAGGUUAACCUCGAUUGACUAGAUUUUAGAAUUAGAGGUGCCAUAACUGACGUACAGAAGUUCUGACCAGAUUCCCUAGGCUGAGUCGAGAACCAUGGGCCAGCUUCAAAAUAACAAGUCAGCUACCAAGGACUGAAAUGAGAAACAAUUUGUUCACUUGGGGAGGCAGACCUGUGUGAUUCUCUACUCCAGGGGGCCUUGGAAGCUCAGUCACUGAUUGGAUUCAAAACUGAGACGGAUAGACUUGCGGACAUUGAAGGAAUCAAGGGAUGUGGGGAUUGGGCCGAAGAAGGGUACUGGAGGUCGAUCAGCCAUUAUUCUGUUGGGUGACAGAGCAGGCUUGAGGGGCUGAGUGGCCUUCCGCUGCUGAGCAUAGGAGUUGGGAAGUUAUGAUGCAGUUAUACAAGACAUUGGUGAGGCUGCACUUGGACUAUUGUGUAGAGUUUUGGUCACCCUGUUAGAGAAAGAGUGCAGCAAAGAUUUAACACUACGUUACCUGGACUUGGGGGCCUGAGUUACAAGGAGAGGUUGUGUAGACUAGGACUAUUCCCUAGAAUGUAGGAGAUUGAGGGAUGACCUGAUAGAGGUAUAUAAGAUCAUCAGGGGCAUAGACAAGGUGAAAGCACAUAGUCUUUUUCCCCAAGGAGGUGGUGUUUAAAAACAAGAGGGCAUAGGUUUAAGAUCAGAGGUGAGAUUUAAAAGGGACAUCGGGGGCAGCUUCUUCAUGCAAAGGGUGGUGCAUAUUUGGAAUGAGCAACAUUAAAGUCAUCUAGAUAAGUACAUGGAUAGGAGGAGUUUAGAGGACUAUGGACCAAAUGUGGGCACAACACUGUCAGCAUGGACAUGCUGGGCCGAAGGGCCUGUUUCCAUGCUGUAUGACUAUGACUCCCGUUUCUCGCUCAGUUCCAGCGGGGCCUCCGGGAGCCCAGCUCCAGGCGCGGGCCGGUUGCCAUGGAGACGCUGCCACCCUCCCUUUGUCCCCGGGCGGCGGACGUUCCUUCAUUGCCCCGGUUGCUAAGCAGCGGCAGGGGACGCGGUGCCCGGCACCCGUGCGGCAUUCCGGAGGCCGGGAGUCGGCCAGCGGCGGGGGGAACUGAGCUCGCAGCCCGCUGCCGUCGGGAACAGCGAGCAGCAGGCCGCGCUUCGGAGAGUCCCCGCUGGCGGGAGGAGCAGCGGCAAUGACGGCCGCCGUCAGUCUGGCGCGGCCGGCGCGGGCGGGUCAGACGGUGAUCCCCUUCGUGAGAGGGCCCGAGGACCGGCACUUCUUCACCAGCUUCCAGGACCAGAGCAACGUCGCCUUCGCCAGGUGGUCCCCCUAUGCGCAGCCUCCGGAAGACUUGUACCCGCCGGCGCCUCACCGACACGACGUGCCGCUGCUUGAUCUCACCUCGGGCUUCAGGAGCGUGGCUUCGGGUGCGGCGGCGGGCAGCCCCCGGCUCCCCAGCACGCCCUUCCACCUAGCGCCGGCCGGCAACUGCCGAGCCCGCACCGCCGUCCCCGUCAGCGCACGUCCUCUGCUGCUCGACGUGGCAGCACAGGCGCGCUGGAACUCCAAAUCGGUGUCGGCCGAAGCCAUCCGGGCAAGGAUGGGAGGCUGGACGAGCCCAAUCCGAGUGACACCAUCACCACACUCCACUCCUGUUAGUCUGAAAACCCAUACCUUUAACUUCAAUGUGGAUCCUACAGAUCAGACUACCAGUGAUCCAACACCUGACAGUAAAAGAGAAAUGAAAGCAAAAAAAUACAUGUACACAACAACUACCCAGAGGAGUUAUGAGGAUGUUAAUUGGGACUGUAAGUUGCCACCCAAAGUCAAGCCUGCAGAUACAACACAGGAUAUACAAUCUGACCCUUUGUCCCGACAUUCUGCUCUAAAAAGAUUUGAUCCAAGUCCUCAUGUGUGGCAAGCUGUAGGUGGGCUUGGAGUCUGGGACAAAUCUCAAUCCCGACCCUCAAGUGCUGUAGCUAAGCCACUCAAUUUUACAAGUCCUUUUCCCAGAAUUCAUCAGAUUCCACUCUAUAGUGGCUCCAUUGGUGGCAAUAACCUUGAGGAUGUGGAUAAUCCCUACACUGAAUUCACCCCCUUCACGGUUCUUCGAACCAAAAAGCCACGACAAACAGAUACAAAUUAUUGCCCAGAUAUCCCUGGUUAUACAGGUAAAAGGCAGUGGUCUAGCACAGAACCUAAUAAAUCCAAUAUUUCAAGAAUGUUCCAAGCACCUCCAGAUCAAGUACAAGGGAUCGAGGAACAUUUCAAGCAGAAAGCUGAGUGGCAACAGUAUCAGCACCACAGCUCAGAAGACAUCAGGUCCAAUUACCUGGGAGUCAUACAAUUACCUGAAAGUGCUGGGAAUCUGGUUCAGAGGAGCCGGGACAAGCAGCAAGAAUUGACAGGGGUGAAUAACCAAGGUGAAACAGAAGCUGGGAAUGUGAGGGGAGCAUUCUUUCUCAAUGGUGGGCAAGAACCUGGUUAUCAGAAGCAAAAUGUUCCCAGUGAUGCUGCAUGA